Messenger RNA from Microthlaspi erraticum, 1143 nucleotides. NCBI's taxonomy places the organism in Eukaryota, Viridiplantae, Streptophyta, Magnoliopsida, Brassicales, Brassicaceae. The record is from the annotation of a GenBank genome assembly.
AUGGGUUCUACAGGAAACCCUAAUCCAUGGGAUUCAUACGAUUCAUACAGAGACUGUUCCAAAGGAGUAUGCAGCGUCUACUGUCCCGAAUGGUGUUACGUCAUCUUCCCUCCUCCUCCUUCCUUCUUCCUCGACGACGAAGACGAUUCAUCCUCCUCUGAUUUCUCUCCGCUCCUCAUCGCACUUAUCGGAAUCCUCGCUAGCGCCUUCAUCCUCGUCAGCUACUACACACUAAUCUCCAAGUACUGCCACCGCCGUCGCAACAGCUCCUCCUCCGCAUCCGGAGCGAUCGGCCGCGAUCACGGAAUCUCUUCAUCGUCCGUCGCCGAUGCUUGGCAGGGAAACAACGGAGCUCCGAAUACGAACGCGCCGAUCGGAGAUGGACUCGACGAGUCUCUGAUUAAAUCGAUUACGGUUUACAAGUAUCGAAAGGGCGAUGGAUUUGUGGAAUCUUCCGAUUGCUCUGUUUGCUUGAGCGAGUUUCAGGAAGACGAGAGUUUGCGAUUGCUACCCAAAUGCAACCACGCGUUUCACGUCCCUUGUAUUGAUACUUGGUUGAAAUCUCACUCCAACUGCCCUCUCUGCCGCGCCUUCAUCGCCGGAAUCAACGCCACCACCGCCGUCGAGACUGUUUCAGUAUCCAAUCAGCCGAUCUCCGUUACGGAAUCAGGUAAUCGAGGCGAAGUAACCGCGGGGAUCAGCUCGAUUUCGAACGUUCUCAAUCACCAGGCUGGAGAUUCCGUCGUCGUUAACUUAGAUCUAGAAACCAGAUCUCGGAGUGAGACGGUUAGUAACGUUAACGGCGGAUCGACGCCGAAACCGCCGGAAUUUCAGGGGUCAAGAGACGGAGAAGAGCAAGUGAAUCGGAGAUCGGCGUCGUUGAACUCAGGCGGUGUGGUCUUGAUCGCCGAUAUAUUACGGGAGACUGAAGACGAGGAAUCAGCGGGUGAAGGAACUUCUCGGCGGGUAGAGGAGGGUGACGGAGAGAAGACGCCUCCGCCGUCGGGAUCGGCGGCGAAUCAAACAAGCGGAAUAUCGAGUUUUCUGGUUCGGAGUUCGAUGGCGAUGAAGAGAUCCGUUUCGACUGGGAAAUUUGUCCUCUCGAGUUACGAUAGAGCAAGAAAUUACCGUUUACCCAAUUGA